AAUCAACCAGUGCAACUUUGGGAUGCCAGUCAAGGAAGAUAGCUUGCAGAUUUCACCACUCACUUCUCCUUUUACUAUUCAACAAGUCAAUGAUAAUAGCUACGGUUAUGGAAUCUCCUUCUUCAUGGCACCUUUCCAUGCUAUAAUUCCGUCUAAUUCUGGUGAUGGCCUGCUGGCACUAUUUAGAAUUAACAUCAACUCUAUUGUCUCUGUGGUAAAUGUUGCCUGGAAAAGCAGCAUUAGGACUGGAAAGCCAGCAAACGCUUGGGUAGAUUACAACUCCAGCACACAUAAUCUGAGUAUGUUUCUGACUUAUGCUGAUAAUCCAGUUUAUAGCGGGAAUUCUACCCUUUGGUUUAUUGUUGACUUGAGGGACAUCUUGCCAGAAAAGGUUAGAGUAGGUUUCUCUGCCUCCACAGGUAGUGUUGUGGCUGAAACACAUACAGUUCAAGCUUGGUACUUCAAUAUCACAAACUUGGAUACCAGGAAAAAGAAUGAAGGGUUGGUUUUAGGUUUGGGAUUGGGAUUUGGGGUUUUGGCUUGUGGGUUGGUUUUGUUUGGCUUCAUCCUUAGGAGGAUCAAGUCAAAAUGGAAGACGGGAGCUGAGGCCAUUGAUGUAUAUGAAGGAGCGGAAGAGGCUCCAGCGUUGACUAUCUCCAAGAAUGGGAAGGAAGAGUCUAAUCCAGAAUUUGAAAAUUGGCUGAACAAUGAUGGCCUUCUAACUAACUGGUUGCUUGGUACCAUGAAUGAAGAAGCACUGAGCGUGGUAGUUGGUUGUGAAUCAACUUUCCAGAUUUGGAGGUGUCUUGAGGAACAUUACUUGCCUUCCACAAAGCAGCAAGAAUUACAUUUAAAAGGCCUACUGGUAGUGAAAAGAAGUGAUGGUGAAUCUCUUGAAGACUUUGUGAGAAAAUUUAAAAACACCUGUGAUCAAUUAGCUGCAAUCCGUAAACCUCUCGAUGAUUUGGAUAAGGUAUUUCAACUCUCUAGAGUUGUAGGAUCAAGGUACCAGCCUUAUAACCUUGCAGUCCUAUCAAAGGCUCCAUAUCCAACCUUCAAUCAGUACACAACAGGCUUACAGAAUAAUGAGAGGGACUUACAAGCAGCAGAACAGGAGAACAAAGACAAAACUCCAGUUUAUGCUCAAACAUUUGUGGCACACAGGGGGAGAGGAAAUCGAGGCAGAAGCUACGGUGGUAGGUACUUCAACUCUAGGGGCAGAGGUGUUGUUCAAGCUGGAAAUUACAAUUGGUUUGGUAACCAACGAACUGGAAAUUACAACUCAUUUGGUAACCACAAGAACUUCAUAGCCAAUAACAAUCCUCUACCACAACAGAAUAUGCCACAAAAGUUUGAUCAUGCAUAUCAGAGUGAGGAACUACCUCAAGCCCUUGCAACCAUGACUCUAUUGGAGAAAAAAGACCAGAAUACCUAUGUGGACACAAGUGCAACUGAUCACAUGACCUCAGAUGCAGGUAAACUUUAUACUAAAAGGCCUUAUACUGGAAACCAUAACGUGUUUACAGGUGAUGGAACUCCUUUAGAUAUCUCUCACAUUGGAUCUGCAUCUAUUGGUUCUUUAAAACUUAAUAAUGUUCUGGUUGUUUCUAAUCUCAAGAAAAAUCUUUUAUCUGUCAGUAAAUUUACUAAAGAGAAUCCUUGCAUUUUUGAGUUCUCAUCUAAUGGUUUUGUGAUUAAGGACCAAGCAACACAGGCGGUGUUGGCUAGAGGCACUAAAAAGGGGCAGCUUUAUGCAUUGGAAGAGGAACAAAAGCAUUGUGAUGGAGGAGGAGAAUUCUCCAGUUUAGCAUUUGUUAAUCACCUAGCAGAAGGUGGUAUUAAGCAACAAGUGUCCUGUCCUGGUACACCAGAAUAGAAUGGUGUUGCUGAAAGGAAACAUAGGCAUAUUGUUGAGACAGGUUUGACUUUAUUAUUGCACGCUAAUAUGCCAUCUCGCUAUUGGGUUGACAGCUUUUCUACUGCUGUUUUUCUCAUUAAUAGAAUGCCUACAUCUGU
Molecule: messenger RNA, 2016 nt
Organism: Rubroshorea leprosula
Lineage: Eukaryota; Viridiplantae; Streptophyta; Magnoliopsida; Malvales; Dipterocarpaceae
Source: the annotation of a GenBank genome assembly